Molecule: messenger RNA, 790 nt
Organism: Glycine soja
Lineage: Eukaryota; Viridiplantae; Streptophyta; Magnoliopsida; Fabales; Fabaceae
Exons: 3
Coding region: 110-487 (125 amino acids)
Source: RefSeq, a predicted model, not a curated record
AAAGCUCUCCAAAUUAAGAGUGAAAACACGUCGUUCUCCCAAGAAAUGAUGGGUUGCUAUCACCUUUAUGACUUUGGUAGCAUGAUUGCUCCUCUAUAAUGGAUUUUCAAUGCUGAAAACACAUUCACAAAAAAAUCUUGUGUACAAGUAUAAAUUGAGAACUGGCAUAUGGGAAGCAACACAAUCUAGAGUUUGUUGUUGUCUAGUUGAGCAGUGCAAUACAAGGAUGGCAGGCACUCUCUUUCGUUUAUUCGUGAUUCUUCUAGGGCUUUCUCAUCUUAUGUGCUUGAAAGCAGUCCCAGUUACAAGAACUGAAAACCUUAUGCAAGGUCCCCAAGUUCACCUUACUCUGGAGAACAACUACAAGGUUAUCACGGAGAGAAACUUGCACUGGGAGGAACAACCCAUUACUGAGAGGAUGGAAUUGGAACUCCACGACUAUUCCCCAUCAGGGCCUAAUGGUCGUCACACUCCAAGAGCACCAUAGUGUGUGAAAUAAUGGUGUGCUGGACGAUAGUUUUCUCUAGGUAGCUAGUAGGCAUCCUUUAUGUAAUACAUCUUAUAUAAGUAAGCAUAAUCAGUGAAUUCUAGAGGCAAUUAUGUAUGAUGAGAGAAUGGGCUAAGUAGAGUUGUAUCCCCAGCAGUGCUCAGCAUGAUUGUAUGAGAACUCAAGACACUCAUGUUUGUUAAGAAUAAAUAAUACAUGCACUGUAGUAUAAAAGUCUUUUACAUUGUUAUUCAAUCCCAGAAUCACAAUAUAUGAUAAGUUUGAUGACUUUUAUAACAAUUA